AUGGUGCCCUUUGACACGACCAAAACCGAACCAUUGGUGAUCACCAGUGGUUCUGUCACACCGACGCCGUCCAUUAUCAGUGGUGCUGUUACACCGACGCCGUCCAUUAGCAGUGGUGCUGUUACACCGACGCCGUCCAUUACCAGUGGUGCUGUUGCACCGACGCUGUCCAUUACCAGUGGUGCUGUUACACCGACGCCGUCCAUUAGCAGUGGUGCUGUUACACCGACGCCGUCCAUUAGCAGUGGUGCUGUUACACCGACGCUGUCCAUUACCAGUGGUGCUGUUACACCGACGCUGUCCAUUAGCAGUGGUGCUGUUACACCGACGCCGUCCAUUAGCAGUGGUGCUGUUACACCGACGCCGUCCAUUACCAGUGGUGCUGUUACACCGACGCCGUCCAUUAACAGUGGUGCUGUUACACCGACGCCGUCCAUUAACAGUGGAUACAAGUCGAAGAUCUCCUUUGGGGGAAGUGGAAAAGGUCGUGGCGAGUUCUCGGGAUAUAACUAA
Molecule: messenger RNA, 513 nt
Organism: Branchiostoma belcheri (Belcher's lancelet)
Lineage: Eukaryota; Metazoa; Chordata; Leptocardii; Amphioxiformes; Branchiostomatidae
Product: integumentary mucin B.1-like
Exons: 2
Coding region: 1-513 (170 amino acids)
Source: RefSeq, a predicted model, not a curated record